UUGUCUCGCCCAGUCACAGAGACCAGGCAGAAAACAUCAGCGGAGAAAACAAGCGGCCGGAGCGAGCCGGCUCGUACGAGCUCGGUUAUUCCUGUAGCUCGCGGAGGCGUCGGCAAAAUGAGGGGACUCCUUCCGUUGUACCGGGGCCUGUGCUCCGGAGGAAGCCGGCACGUCAGGACAACCUCUGCGGUUGUCGGCUCUCGGUGUGGGUUUUGCGGAACUAAUAGCAAGCCCCAGCCAAAGUUCGGCUUGUUGUUCGACAUUGAUGGCGUGCUGGUCCGUGGAAGGAUGCUGAUCCCAGCUGCCAAAAAGGCCUUCGAGAAAUUGGUGGAUUCUCGGGGACAGUUUGUGGUGCCAGUAGUUUUUGUGACAAAUGCAGGGAAUUGCCUCAGACAAAAGAAAGCAGACCAGCUCUCGCACAUCCUUGGAGUACAGAUCACUCAAGAUCAAGUCAUCAUGUCUCAUAGUCCUUUGAGGAUGUUCAAGAAGUUCCAUGACAAGUGCGUGCUUGUGUCAGGACAAGGACCAGUUCUGGAAAUUGCUAAAAAUCUUGGCUUUAAUAACGUCGUAAGUAUUGACAUGCUGAGGGAAUCAUUCCCACUUCUGGACAUGGUGGACCACAACAGGAGACCCAAACUGCCGUCCAAUCCUGUAGGCAACCUUCCCAAGGUUGAGGCUGUGGUUCUCUUCGGGGAGCCAAUUCGAUGGGAGACCAAUCUGCAGCUCAUCGUUGACGUUUUAAUGACCAACGGCAAUCUCAGUAGCGUUCACCAAACCCAAAACACACCUCACCUGCCCUUACUGGCCUGCAACAUGGACCUGAUGUGGAUGGCCGAGGCACAUUCUCCACGGUUUGGACACGGCACCUUUCUUGUGUGCUUAGAGAAUAUCUACAAGAAGAUAACCGGUAAAGACCUCAAGUAUGAGGCUCUGAUGGGAAAACCAAGCGAGCUGACCUACCAUUUUGCUGAGUACCUCAUCCGCGGGCAGGCCUUGCAGAGGCAAUGGGAACGUCCCAUCACUUCCCUCUAUGCUAUAGGGGAUAACCUAAUGACUGACAUCUACGGAGCUAACCUGUACAACCGCUACCUGGAGGAGAGAAUAGCGAGAAAGAACCCCAAAGCCGUUGCCAAGCUGGCAGCCGCCACCGGCUCCACCACCGCAGUGCCCACAGAAAUGGAGGUUGACAACCUGUGGGAGAGCGAGCUGGCUUUGCCCGCCGCCACCUCCUGUAAAUCAGUCCUGGUGUGCACAGGCGUCUACAACCCCAAAGCAGAGGUGCCGUCUGACGCCAGCCGCUGCAUCAAGGAAACAGUGUUCCACGGCCACCGGGACUUCCGCUUCGACCCCGCGCUGGUGGAGCCGGGUCACAUUGUGCACGAUGUGGCCGAAGCUGUUGAGCUCAUUUUUGAGCAAGAAAAGUUUGUGCCUCAGUAGAAAAUGGAGGGAGGAUGGACUCUUCCCCUGAUACACUGUGCGUCCUGUUCCACCACCCGAGGGCUUUUAGUCUUUUAAACAUGGAAAUUAGAACAAAAAUGCCCUGUUUGUGUGACAGUCAGCUGAUCUUUUUUAUUGCUUUUGCGAGCCGCUUGUUUUUAUUUGAUGAAACUGCCUUAUGUUACCCUGCUAAAUAUUUUUAGACGAUAUCGAUGUGCAGAAACAUGAGCUCAUCCUAUAUUUGUUACAAGUCCCCCACUGGUUUGACAAAGCAUUUCAAGUAGUGGACCUGUCCUUUAGAGGCCACCUUUUAGCGUUUCAAUGGUUUACGUGUUUUUUCCCUUGAAAAUCUAUGCAUGAUUGAGAGUAUUUGUACUGUAUGAACAAACUGUUGGGUGUGCAAUAUGGCCCUCAAUUCGUACCACACUGUGCGUAGUUGCGAGAGACUUGACCAGUAUUUGUGUUCAUUGUAACCAUUUUGUUAACACGCCAUUACUUCCCUGUUUGUUGUUACAUACCACGUGCUUACUCUACUUUUAUUUUUGUAUUUUGCCAAACACAAGCCUUUAAUGCUCUAUUUGACCAUUUGUAGUGUUUCACUCAUUGUAAAUACUGUAACUCAAGAAAAUAUAAGGAAUCGUUGCAAACA
Messenger RNA from Dunckerocampus dactyliophorus (ringed pipefish), 2086 nucleotides. Its product is annotated as haloacid dehalogenase-like hydrolase domain-containing 5. Gene Ontology annotation, biological process: glycerophospholipid biosynthetic process. Bases 118 to 1437 code for a protein of 439 amino acids. The transcript has 8 exons. Gene Ontology annotation, cellular component: mitochondrion. The record is from RefSeq and is a predicted model, not a curated record. NCBI's taxonomy places the organism in Eukaryota, Metazoa, Chordata, Actinopteri, Syngnathiformes, Syngnathidae.